AUGAAUCACUUGUUCCUCAAGAAACAAAAUUGUGUUUUUAGUCAGAGUUGUGUGGAGUACUUGGGACAUAUUGUAUCUAAGGAGGGUGUUGCUGCAUAUCCUAGUAAGUUGAGGGCUAUAUCCGAAUUGCCUAUUCCCAAAAAUGUGAAGCAACUUAGAGGGUUCUUGGGUUUAACAAGAUACUACAGGAAGUUUGUUCCUGGUUAUAGGAGAAUUUGUCAGCCUUUAUAUAACCUCACUAAGAAGGAUGGGUUCAAGUGGGAUGUGGCAGCUGAGGAAGCUUUUAAAAACCUCAAGGGCAUUAUGGCAUCAUCUCAGGUUCUAACUUUGCCGGAUUUUUCAACUCCAUUUGAAAUCGAAUGUGAUGCCUUAGAAGUGGGAAUUGGAGCUGCCCUGCAGCAAAUAGGGAGACCUAUAGCCUUCACUAGCUAA
This is a messenger RNA of Malus domestica (apple), 432 nucleotides long. RefSeq lists its product as uncharacterized. Lineage: Eukaryota; Viridiplantae; Streptophyta; Magnoliopsida; Rosales; Rosaceae. The record is from RefSeq and is a predicted model, not a curated record.